AUGCCAGACUUUCCUUUUGUUGAUAAUGAUAACAGUGUAGUCAUUACUCGAAAAGACUGUCCUAGGAGAGAUGACUGCUGUAUUUAUGACUUUACUUUGGUACUUAAAAAUCUAACUAGCAACGAUUUAGGCAAUUACAGUUUUUUAUUUGCUGGUCACAACUGUGGAUGUAUAUUGUCAAGUCAAUCAUUUGUCGAUUUAGAAGCUCGAGAAUGUGUUAAUAAUGGUAUAGUUAAUAGCUCACUGCAAGAUAACUCUCCAAAAGUAGGACUUCAAUGUAUAGCGAGUGGAAACCCAAGACCGACAAUCACUUGGAUAAGAUCUUAUCAUGGCAGAAUCGAAAACUUUAUACCCAAAUCAAAUUAUACUACUAUUGAGACUAUCAAUCAAACUAUUCGUAGUACUCUAAUCCUUGAUCGAACUCAACCUGAACAGACUGGAAAUUUUUCAUGUGCAUCUAAAAAUCUCUGCGGAUUUAUACGAUCCAAGUCGACCUGGAAUGUUGCACCACCUCAAGUCGACAAACCAAGUAAUUUACCUAUUGCUCUGCUUGGCUUAUUUACCGCUGCUAUUGUGUUUCUAGCAGUCAUUAGCAGAUCGGUUUAUAGAAUAACUAUCGUAAGAAGAAAGAAAGAAUUAGUCCGUCAAGUUACUCCUAGUCGUCAAAAUAUUCUAAUUGCAUGUCACGGCCCGAUUCCAAGUCCAGUCACCGAGUUAGUCGAUAAUUCCUUACAGGAUAUCUCAUUCGACGGUCGGACGUGGGAAAUCAAUAAUAUUAAUGGAAAGACAUACGAACUAGAAGUCUAUUAUGAAAAGAUUCAAUACUUUAACUUGAUAAUAUUAAUACUUAUGGACGACAAUGUCACUCGAUCCGAUAGUCACAAUUUCAAUCAUUAUUUGCGUAGUAUUAUCAAUAAGUGUAUUAUCGAUGAGAGAGCAAUCAUAGCAAUUUCUGUGAAUCGUCCUCAAAAUUUUUCUUAUCUACUGGAUGAAAUCGAAUAUCUAGAAUGGACUGAUGACAUGAAUGUAAAUUUACAAAUUGAAUUUCAUGAAAGAUUAGAGGAAACUUUACAUUAUUUCACCGACUCAGCACAAUUUGACAGAACUUCCUAUCAUAAUGGCGAUGAUCGUUCUCCACUACUAUAG
Messenger RNA from Trichoplax adhaerens, 1146 nucleotides. RefSeq lists its product as uncharacterized. The transcript has 5 exons. The record is from RefSeq and is a predicted model, not a curated record. NCBI's taxonomy places the organism in Eukaryota, Metazoa, Placozoa, Uniplacotomia, Trichoplacea, Trichoplacidae. The coding region runs from base 1 to 1146 and encodes 381 amino acids.